AUUUGCUUUCCAAUUCUCUGACAUCCCAGCUGAUUUGUUAUUCAAAUUUUUGGUUUGUUUUUGUGUGUUUCUCCUGCCAGCUGUUUGCUAUAUACCUCUCAUAUGGUUCACUGAAUUCUGCCUUUGCAUGGUUGUGAAACCAUGCAUGCAGGUUCAUGUGGUGAACCCAUCCCCGAACCCGGGUUUUGUCUAGGUGUGUGUGUGUGUGUGCGCUGGCCUCGAGGGAAGAGGUAAUCUCCCUCGGCUAUAUAAAGGAAGUCAGGCAGAACCUCAACAGCACACUUCCAGAUCUUCAUCCACACUCCCACAUCAUCAUUUCUUCACUCAUCAUCAGCAGCCAUGCAUUUACUUCUCGCUCUGCUGGGAGCUGUGCUCUCCUCUCUGAUGGUUUCUUCUGAAGUCCAACCUCAGGCAGACUUCAAUGUACAGGCGAUGGCAGGUAAGUGGUACCUGAUUGGAAUUGCCACUGAUGCCCAGUGGUUUGUCAGUCACAGAGCCAGCAUGAAGAUGGGCACGGCCAUGAUUACCCCAACUGCUGACGGGGAUCUGGAGAUGUCAUAUUCCAGUCUUAGCCCUAAUGGCUCGUGUUGGAGAAUGAACAAUCUGGCCAAAAAAACUGAGAUACCGGGAAAGUUCACAUACACAAGUCGGCGCUGGGGGUAUCUCAGUGACUUGCGCAUGGUCGACGUGAAGUAUGACGAGUAUGCCCUGAUUCAUUCCAUCAAAACAAAGGGGAAAGAAAGCUAUGUUGUUAACAAACUAUAUGGGCGUGGUGUGGACCUCAGCGCUGAGGUGCAGGAGAAGUUCAUUCAGUUCUCCCUGCAAAGCAGCAUCCAGCCUGAAAAUAUUGUCAUCCUUCCCAAAAACGAGCAGUGCCCAGCUGCCUAACCUUGUGUCCAGGUGAUCAUCUCACCGAGGAGCUUUCACUGUUCUGAAAAUCUCACGUCGAUGACCUGAGACAGUUUGCUUUUUACUUUACUAUCUCUGCUCUUUCGUUAUUAAGAGAGCUCAUAAUAUCACAAAAUUCUAUUCAUCACUUUGCAUUUAUCCACCUGCUGUUAUAACCACAGAAUUAAAAAGUAUGAAAUGGCUAAAA
Messenger RNA from Haplochromis burtoni (Burton's mouthbrooder), 1096 nucleotides. Its product is annotated as lipocalin. Gene Ontology annotation, molecular function: small molecule binding. The record is from RefSeq and is a predicted model, not a curated record. Lineage: Eukaryota; Metazoa; Chordata; Actinopteri; Cichliformes; Cichlidae.